Molecule: messenger RNA, 795 nt
Organism: Eptesicus fuscus (big brown bat)
Lineage: Eukaryota; Metazoa; Chordata; Mammalia; Chiroptera; Vespertilionidae
Gene: GRAP
Product: GRB2 related adaptor protein
Exons: 5
Coding region: 66-719 (217 amino acids)
Molecular function (GO): protein binding
Source: RefSeq, a predicted model, not a curated record
CUGCCGAGGAAGCAGGAAGCUGCCGCCCGCUCGGAGCCCAGCUGCUGGGGACCCGGGGCAGCAGGAUGGAGUCCGUGGCCCUGUACAGCUUCCAGGCCACAGAGAGCGACGAACUGGCCUUCAACAAGGGGGACACACUCAAGAUCCUGAACAUGGAGGACGACCAGAACUGGUACAAGGCUGAGCUCCGGGGUGCCGAGGGGUUCAUUCCCAAGAACUACAUCCGAGUCAAGCCCCACCCGUGGUACUCGGGCAGGAUUUCCCGGCAGCUGGCAGAAGAGAUUCUGAUGAAGCGGAACUACCUGGGAGCCUUCCUGAUCCGGGAGAGCGAGAGCUCCCCGGGGGAGUUCUCCAUCUCUGUGAACUACGGGGACCAGGUGCAGCACUUCAAGGUGCUGCGUGAGGCCUCGGGCAAGUACUUCCUGUGGGAGGAGAAGUUCAACUCCCUCAACGAGCUGGUCGACUUCUACCGCACCACCACCAUCGCCAAGAAGCGCCAGGUCUUCCUGCGGGAUGAGGAGCCCCCGCUCCAGCCGCCGCGGGCCGGCUUCGCCCAGGCCCAGUUUGACUUCUCGGCCCAGGACCCCUCCCAGCUCAGCUUCCGCCGCGGUGACAUCAUCGAGGUCCUGGAGCACCUGGACCCGCACUGGUGGCGAGGCCGGUUCUGCGGGCAGGUGGGUUUCUUCCCCCGGAGCUACGUCCAGCCCGUGCACCUCUGACCGGAGUGGGGCCGGGGGCCGAGCCAGCAGACCUGCCCACAGGACGCUGAAGUCCAGAGAGAGACCACGGACACCC